AUUUUGACAGCGAGAUUACAUCACUGCUGACGUGGGGGAUUUGUAGAGUGUAACGACUGGCAACCUUGAGCAGACAAAAGAUGCAGUACAUCCGCGACCUGAGAGCAGGGGUUUUGGCAUCGAAUGAAACACGUGCUACUUGAGGAACAAGAUUAAUAAGUAAUUCCAUGGAGGCACACAGAGGAACAUCCACCUGUUCUGCUCUCCAUGCCCUCCCCCUUUUCCCUUUUUCCUUUCAAAAAAAUAUGACUUGUGAGUUACACCAACAAAGCUCUAUAUUGACUGAUAUUCAUUACAACGGUUGGUAGACCUCUCACUAAAAUAUAUGGAACAACAUGACCUCUAUGUUGACUACGGGUUAGUGUUUUAUAAUAAGAAAACUGCUGUGGAUUAUGAAAGAUCAACUUGGAGGCCUUAAGCAGAAUAGAGUCUGUUCUUGUGAGGAGUAACACCAGAAUCGUAUAUGCAGGCCAACAUGGCACCCAAGAACGCUGUCACAGAGUCUGUUCCAGUGCUGGACAUGGCAGUCGUGCAAGAGAAGGAUCCGAAUGGUGGGCAAAACAUGGAGAAAGAAGUGGAAAUGUCAGAAGACUCGGCCAGUGAGGAUUCUGUAAACCACAUCCCCAAGCGGUUAUGGGUCAUGCACGGUGCCGUCAUGUUCGGGAGGGAGUUCUGCUACGCCAUGGAAACAGCACUGGUCACUCCUGUGCUGUUGCAGCUUGGUCUCCCAGAGCAGUAUUACAGCUUGACCUGGUUCCUCAGCCCUAUUUUGGGUUUAAUUUUCACCCCUCUUAUUGGCUCAGCAAGUGACCGCUGUACUUUAAAAUGGGGUCGGAGGAGACCCUUCAUUUUGGCGCUGUGUAUAGGAGUGUUAAUAGGAGUGGCCUUAUUUCUCAAUGGAUCGCUUAUAGGUCUUUCUCUGGGUGACGUCCCCAGUAAUCAACUGGUUGGGAUUGUGCUGACUGUUGUUGGUGUGGUGGUUCUGGACUUCUGUGCUGAUGCUUUGGAUGGACCAAUCAGAGCCUACCUACUGGAUGUGGCUGAUACUGAGGAACAGGACGUGGCUCUAAAUAUCCAUGCUUUCUCAGCAGGGCUGGGAGGUGCUUUAGGUUACAUGCUUGGAGGGCUGGACUGGACCAAUACCUUCCUGGGUCGAGCUUUUAAGGCCCAAGAGCAGGUGCUCUUUUUCUUUGCUGCCAUCAUCUUUAUCAUUUCUGCGACGCUUCAUCUUUUCAGCAUCAAGGAGCAUCUAUAUAACCCCAACCAGCCAGGGGUAUUGAAGGAUGAGGAUGAAGAAAGGCCACUUCCUGUCCAGCUCUAUGGAAGCUUUCCAUCCACUCGCCUCUUGCCUCAACUAGAACUUAUCCCUGAGGAGGAGUCAUUUUCAGCCCAUGAGGAUGAUCGGUCUGAGCGGGAUGUUUCAACUGACUUUCUAAACAUCGACCUGGUGCGAAGUAAAAGUGACUCGGUUUUAGCCAUGCCAGAUGGUACCAUAGAGCUUGACCCAGACUUAGAUCGCGAUGGGCAGUUUCUGUGCGACAUUGAACCAAAUUUAUUCCAGGACUUUCAGGGUCUACAAGACGAUGGCACGACAUUGGAUUGCCACAACACCAGCCAGCUAGGUCAGUGCACUGACCACCACUUACAGAAGUGUGAUAGCAGUGGGGAACACAUCUGUGGGGCUGCCAAAACUGUAAACGGAAGCUUUGCCACUUCUGGAAAUCCAAUCAAUGGAGCAGCGAAUGCCACUAAUCAACCAGGCAAAGUCAGUUUACGACCAUCCGGCGGCCCAGUGCGCCGGCGCCACCCUUCCUUCUACCGCCAGCCCUCCUUCACUUUCUCUUAUUAUGGACGUGUGGGCUUUCAAUGGCGACGGCGCUACGGCAACAUGGCCGGGCCAAUCAAAUCUUCACGAAGCCUGAAUGACAUCGACAAAAUAGAUAGACGUCACGAGAGGCGGAAGUUGCAACCAAGUGGUAUCUCUGCAUCCCGCAGGAAUGAGGAAGAUGAAGAAAGCGAGGAUGGAUAUGAUGGCACGACGGUCAAACUGCUCUGGUUGUCCAUGCUGAAGAUGCCGCCCCAGCUCUGGCAUCUGUGUGUAUGUCACCUGCUCACCUGGUUCUCCAUGAUCGCACAGGCUGUGUUCUACACAGACUUCAUGGGCCAGGUUAUCUUUGAAGGAGACCCAACUGCUGCUGCUAACUCCACUGCCCUGCAGAACUACAGUAAAGGUGUGCAGAUGGGCUGCUGGGGUCUUGUGAUCUAUGCAGCUACAGCUGCCCUCUGCUCAGAUGUGCUCCAAAGGAUCUUAAACAACUAUGACCUAAGCAUAAGGAUCAUCUACAUGUUGGGGACUCUAGCCUUUGCUGUGGGAACAGCCAUCAUGUCCAUCUUUCCAAAUGUAUAUGUAGCUAUGGUGAUGAUAAGCACCAUGGGAAUCAUCUCCAUGAGCAUGUCAUACUGCCCUUAUGCUCUUCUGGGACAGUACCAUGAAAUCAAAGAGUACAUUCAUCACAGCCCUGGCAACUCACGGCGAGGCUUUGGCAUCGACUGCGCCAUCCUGACAUGUCAAGUUUACAUCUCUCAGAUCUUGGUGGCGUCGGCACUCGGUGCAGUUGUAGAUGCCGUUGGCACAGUGAGAGUAAUCCCCAUGGUGGCAUCGGGAGGCUCCUUUCUUGCUUUCCUUGCUGCGGCUUUCCUCGUCAUCUACCCUGAUACGCUUGACGAUGAAGACGACGACGAUGAAGAGCAAGGCCCAAACUCUGUUAAAUCGGAGGCAGCGUCCAGUAACAGUACAGAGAAACUCAGUGUUUUAAAGUCAAUGCCAAGGGACAGUUCCAGCAAGCCAGAGGUUGAAUCCUCUGUUUGAGUGUUAGAACAUAAAAUACUUGAGUUUUUGAAGUACAAAUCCCAGAAUGCACAAGCAAGUUAACACAAAAGUCUUAGACUCAAGACUCUCACACAUGUUGAAUGUUAUUCUGUGGAUUUGGUACAGAGACAAACCUAUUUGAGUCAAAUAUGUGAUUUCUGAGAUUAUUUCUCAAGCUAUUUAUUAUGUGUGCCCAAACAUUUUCAUUGUCUACUCUACACAAACUUAUUUUUUUUUUUACCAGGUUUACGUCACUACAGUGAAAAAGUUUCACAUGCCACAGUAAUAAUGUUUCCACACAAGUUUAUAUGUCAAAAUUUACAUACCAGAUGUAAGUUUACAUUUUCAGAAUGAUUUUUUUACUCAGUGUUAAAAUAUGAUUAUCAUUGUAUGUCCCUCAUCAGCCUCAUAUCAUGAAAAAUACUCAGGGUAAAGCUGCUGCUUCUGAGCACAAAAUGCUCACUUCUCACAGACUUUAACUAUGCACAAUGCCAAAAUAUUUUUUGUAAUGUUUCUAGACUUUGAAUAAGACAUUGGUUUUCAGAGUUGCCUUUAGUUCAGAAAUGUGAUUUUCUUUGGUACACUAUUUUAAGAUAUGAAGAGAAUGGAUAGCCAUGGCAUUAAGUAAAGAAACAGCUUUGCUUUACACAGUGAUUGGUGUGCGAAAUGAAGAAGUGUGUUUAGCUGUCGUGGCAAUUUUUACUGUCUGUUAGCGUCCGUCUUAAGUGAUGACACUCCAAUAGUGGCAGUAUUUUUCACAGCCAAAUUCAUAAUGCUGUUCCAGUACUGUUGUGUAGUUUAUAUACACAAGUUUUUGAGCCUCUUUUCAUUCAAGACGACAGGCCAAAUAUUUUCUUCACUAGUUAACCACAGAACUCCACUCUGGCUAAGUGGACCAACUAAGUUAUGGCCUCUUAUGGUCAUAAAUGUAGUUUAAUUACAUUGCUGGAAAUGUGACGUCCACAGUUGAUGUACAGAGGUCAGUAGCCUGGCUUUGUAUCUUAUUUUAUCAUGCAAAAGAUCUUUGUGUGUAUGUUUCAUAAGCAAGGUGGACAGUUUUUUAAUCAUCCUCAUAAUUUUAUUUUAUUUUAUUUUUUGAUAUGUGGUACUGCAGUGACUUUUUUUUAGUGUUUGAACCGAACUGAAAGUUUAUACUGUUUCUAGGUGUUUAAUUUGGAUUUGUGUUCAGUUUUGAUAAAAAGAAAUCUCUACA
Messenger RNA from Ctenopharyngodon idella (grass carp), 4082 nucleotides. RefSeq names its product solute carrier family 45 member 4b (gene slc45a4b). Gene Ontology annotation, cellular component: membrane. The record is from RefSeq and is a predicted model, not a curated record. The transcript is spliced from 9 exons. NCBI's taxonomy places the organism in Eukaryota, Metazoa, Chordata, Actinopteri, Cypriniformes, Xenocyprididae. Gene Ontology annotation, biological process: transmembrane transport. Gene Ontology annotation, molecular function: sucrose:proton symporter activity. The coding region runs from base 464 to 2869 and encodes 801 amino acids.